Messenger RNA from Melopsittacus undulatus (budgerigar), 1211 nucleotides. It is a transcript of the gene GINS4, whose product is annotated as GINS complex subunit 4. The record is from RefSeq and is a predicted model, not a curated record. Gene Ontology annotation, biological process: DNA-templated DNA replication; double-strand break repair via break-induced replication. Gene Ontology annotation, cellular component: GINS complex. The transcript is spliced from 8 exons. Lineage: Eukaryota; Metazoa; Chordata; Aves; Psittaciformes; Psittaculidae. The coding region runs from base 391 to 1071 and encodes 226 amino acids.
UUCUGGGGUCGGUUCUGGAGUUUUGUUCACUUUCGGUACUGUUUUGUUCACUUUUGGCACCGUUUGUCCCAUUUUGAUACAGUUUUGUUUACUUUUGGUACCAUUUGUCCCCUUUUGAUACAGUUUUGUUCACUUUUGAUAUAGUUUUGUUCACUUUUGAUAUAGUUUUGUUCACUUAACACCAUUUUGUUUGCUUUUGGUACAGUUUUGUUCACUUUUGGCACCGUUUUGUUCGCUUUCGGUACCGUUCUGUUCCCUUUUAACACCGCUUUGUUACCCCUCACCUCGCCGCUGCCCGCCGCCAUCUUGUCCCCGCGGGACCACGCCUGCGCGGGGCGGGGCCGCGCCUGCGCGGACCGGCCGCAUCGAGCGUGGGGAAGCCGCGGUGCAAUGGCGACCGCGGGCGCUGAGGGGCCGGAGCCGGACUCGGAGGGCGGCGGAGCCGGCGAGGAGCUGGAGCUCACCCCGGCGCAGCUCAUCCGCAGCCUGGAGCAGGCCUGGCUGAAUGAGAAGUUCGCUCCGGAGCUGCUGGAGAGCAAACCGGAGAUCAUCGAGUGCGUUGUGGAGCAGCUGGACCAUAUGGAGGCAAACCUGAAACGGGCAAAGGGAGGAGACUUGAAGGUGAGCGUCCAUCGGAUGGAGAUUGAACGGAUCCGCUAUGUGCUCAGCAGCUACUUGCGGUGUAGGCUGGUGAAGAUAGAGAAGUUCUUCCCCCAUGUCUUGGAGAAGGAGAAGUCUCGAGCCGAAGGGGAGCCUUCCAUUCUGUCACCAGAGGAAUUUGCUUUUGCUAAAGAAUACAUGGCAAACAUGGAGACCUAUCUGAAAAACGUGGGCCUAAAACACAUGCCACCUAACCUGCAGAAGGUGUCUCUGCUGAAAUCAGUUCCAAAGCCCAACCUGGACUCCUUCGUGUUCCUGCGGGUGCUGGAGCGGCAGGAGAAUAUCCUGGUCGAGCCGGAGUUUGAUGAGCAGAGGGAUUACACCAUUGACCUGGAGGAGGGCUCCCAGCAUCUCAUCCGCUACAAGGUCAUUGCCCCACUGGUGGCCUCAGGAGCGGUGCAGCUCAUCUGAGGGCUCCUGCCCGCUGAGCGCCCGCAGCCAUGCCGGUGGACCUGGCCGUGCGGCUCUGCCUGGGCCACUCGCCCCCCAUCCGCAAGCUGCUGAACUCCUACGAGGAGCUGCGGGGCAGCCGCGGGCGAAAACCCCUCCGG